Messenger RNA from Argentina anserina (silverweed cinquefoil), 1254 nucleotides. Its product is annotated as telomere repeat-binding factor 4-like. The coding region runs from base 297 to 848 and encodes 183 amino acids. The transcript has 6 exons. Lineage: Eukaryota; Viridiplantae; Streptophyta; Magnoliopsida; Rosales; Rosaceae. Gene Ontology annotation, biological process: nucleosome assembly. Gene Ontology annotation, molecular function: double-stranded telomeric DNA binding. The record is from RefSeq and is a predicted model, not a curated record. Gene Ontology annotation, cellular component: nucleosome.
ACUGGAGUCCGCCACCAAAAGAUGUCUCCGUCUUCUUCGCUUCGGAAAGCGAAACGAUUUUCCGAGAGAGAGAAAAAAGAGGGUCUCCGACAUGCACACAGAACGCUCGGAGUUCGAGGUCGACCUGCGAAGAAGGGCAGAAUGGGAAAACAGAAGCGAAAGUGGACGUCGGAGGGGGAAGACGCCCUACUCGCCGGAGUCGCAAAGCACGGCGAUAGCAAAUGGAAGAACAUCCUCACCGACCCAGAGUUCGCACAAACGCUCUGUCUCCGCUCCAACAUUAACCUCAAGGAUAAAUGGAGGAACUUGACCGCAUCUGCACAAGACACGGAAAAGAGGAAGACUCCAAGGGCAAAGAAUGUUUCUCUCCUGAUGCUGUCGAGGAAAAUUCUAAAGCUCAAGAACGGUACAGCAUAUCGAUUUUUGAGGCCCUUUCUACAAUGAAAGAUCUGAAUGGAUCUGAUAUAGAUGCCAUUCGUAACUUUAUUCAGCAAAGGGAUGAGGAGCCGACUCCACAGAAUUUCAAAAGGUUGGGUGCGAGGUUGAAAAGUCUUGUGUCACUAGGAAAACUUGAAAAGACCAGAAAUGGCUUCAAGAUCAAAAAACACUCAAUUUUAAGAACGAAUACCCCUAGUGGGAUGGUGACCUCUACUGGAAAAGAAGAUGAUGUUGUUCAUAUUAUUGCCUCUAUAAUUGCUGAUGCGGAAAACAAAUCAUUUUUAGCUACUGUAGCAGUGAUAGAGGCAGAAAGAGUUUCUAAGAUUACAGAAGAGACCAACUCUAUCCUACUGCUAGUAAAAGAGAUCAAUGAACAAUGUUCACGUGGUGAAGUUGUCUACUUGGUUUAGCUCAGCAGUUGUAAGUUUAACUAUAACUUCAGCUAUAGAGUUAGAUCGAAGUUAGAUGGGAUUAGUAUAUAAAGUUGUUUUUUUGUGCAUCUACCCUGGUUUUAGUUGUGGCUAAGGAAGUAAAAUCCCAUUAUUGAAUGACAAAAAGCAGAAAAAAAUUCAUACUAACAGACGCCUGGUAAUGAAUGGACCUAUCUCUAUGAAAUAUAGUGGUGGCUAAAUAAAUGUUCAAAUAGAUCAGCGGGUUUUGACCAAAACAAAUCAGCGGGUUAUUUUUCAAUGGGGUACUUCAAACAACUGCAACUUUCCAUUUAUGAAAGUGUGUUUUUAGGGGGUUUGCCAUUUGGUCUCAUCACUCAUGUAAUGCCUUAGCUCACAGAUAUACAAUGGUUUUCCAAAUACCUCA